AUGCCUAUCACUCCAAGUACAUCAGAAAUUACUGUCAACAUUGAAAGCAAGAAGCCAGUUAAAGAUACGAAACAGGUUAACGUUGUACCAGGCACUGAUUCUGAACCAAUCCUUACGAAUGCGAUUCAGUUAUCUACUAGAACGCAAGAUAUCGUUAAUCAAAUAUCUUACGGCGGUCCCCCUGAACUCAAAGAAAAGUUUUUUAACCUUGUCGAAGAAUACAACGAUGUUUUCGCACUUCAUGAACUCGAAUUAGGAGUUACAAACGUAACAACACACGUAAUUGACACGGGAGAUGCAAAACCUUUAAAACAGGCACCGUAUUGUACAAACCUAGUUGUUGACGAAUUCAUCAACAAAACUAUCGAUGAUGGCAUUAAAAGAGGAGCUAUCAGAAAAUCUAACAGUCCUUGGGCCGCGCCUAUUGUAGUAGUACCUAAAAAAGGCAAUCAAUUCAGAAUGUGUAUUAAUUACAAAAAAUUGAAUACAGUUACAAAGUCAGAUUCAUACCCAGUACCUAAUAUCGAUAUAAUCCUAUCAUCCUUAGGUAACAAAAGUUGUUUCUCCUCAGUCGACUGCCACUCAGGGUAUUGGCAAGUAGCUAUGGACCCCGAAUCGAUUCAGAAAACAGCUUUCGUUUGCAAAAAAGGCCUUUUCGAAUUUACGGUUAUGCCAUUUGGUGUUCGCAACGGAGUAGCCACGUUUCAACGGUUAAUGAACACGGUGUUAGAAGACGGUUUAAACACGAAUUUUUUUGUUUAUUUGGACGACGUCUUAACAGCCAGUAAAGAUUCAGAAUUACACUUGAACGAUAUCAGAAGCCUUUUCGAGAAAUUAAGAAAAGCUAACUUGAAAUUAAAACCUUCAAAAUGUUCUUUCUUUUGUUCAAACUUCAAUUUUUUGAGAUAUACGGUAACCCCAGAAGGCAUCACAAAAGACAACGAUAAAGUGAAAAGUAUGAUUAAUACACCACUACCAAAAACUGUGAAAGAGCUUGAAAGAGCCUUAGGGUUUUUCAAUUUUUACCGAAAGUUCAUUAAAAAUUAUGCCGAAAUAGUCGACCCAAUGAGGUUAAUUUUAUAAAAUAGCCGAAAAAGCAAAAACAGUGUCACUUUAGUACACACAGAAGCCGAACUCAAUGCUUACUCAGCAGCGUUCACAAAAUUGAAGGAUAUUAUGGCCGAUAAUACAGUACUUGCUUCUCCAGACUACGAAGCCGCCUUGUCCAAUCCAAAAAGAAAAUUUAUAUUGGCAACCGACGCGUCAAAAGUUGGGUUUGGUGCUGCUUUACACCAAUGUGACGAAUCGGGAAAGAUGAGACCUAUUGCGUUUGUCAGUCGAAGGUCUACUCCAGUCGAAUCACGAUUACCAUCUUCAGAAGCCGAAGCGACCGCUAUCCUAUUUGGAUGCGAAAAACUAGACUAUAUUCUACUAGCCACGCCAACUCUGAUCUUGACAGACAACAAGGCAUUAAUUCCAUUAUUGAAAAAAGAGUGUACUAAUCCUAGAAUCGAACACAUGUUCUCAACUUUGAGCCAAAAAUUCAACCUCGAAAUCAAAUACAUCAAAGGAAGUGCUAAUUCAGUAGCUGACUUCUUGUCACGAGCUUUUGAGAAUGUUGAAGCCGAGAAUACACUGACAAUUCAGACUCAAAUUAGCGUCAAUUCAAUCAAUACGAUUGAAUUUGCAAAUGCUCAAGAACCCUGGACUGAAAAAGCUGAAUGGUCAAGAACUCUCGAACAAGACCUUGAAUUUUCGAAAGUUUAUCAGUACUUAAAGUUUGGGCUCUUACCUGAAGAUCUAAACUUACAAGAAAAGGUAAAACAAAACAGCAAAUCCUUGUGUUCACAACGACGUUUUGUACAAAAUCGAAAACAAUGUACCUUUAUUGACCGUACCAAACGAUAACGUUGACGCACUACUCGAAUCGAUGCACAAUUCACCACUUUCAUGUCAUGCUGGUACCAAAAAGUUGAUUUGCCUAUCAAAACAGUACUAUUUUACAAAGAAACGAUCGAAAAUUGACCGCUUUAUCAGCAAUUGUAUGGUGUGUCUUAUGACAAAAACACCAACCAAGAACCAGCAGCCGAGUGGAACGUUCGAAUCCGCAAAUCCUUUUGACCUUGUACAUGUAGAUCUACUAAAAAUUGGUUUAUCCUUGUCUGAAAACAUGUAUGUAUUGACCAUGAUCGACGAUUUUUCGCGUUAUCUUAUUGCUGUACCGCUAAAAAGCAAAAACUCAGAAGAAAUCGCAAAAGCUAUCUUGAACAAUUUGAUUCUAAAAUUUGGAUCUCCAAAAACGAUUCAUUCAGAUCAAGGGCCAGAAUUUUUGAAUCAAACUUUAGAUUUGAUACGAUUGGCUUUAAAUACUGCUUUGAGCACAACUCCAGCGUAUACACCUUGUUCCAAUGGCGUAGCUGAGAGAGCCAACAAAGAUAUCUUACAAAAAUUACGAAAACUUACUGGUUCAUCUGACGAUUGGGACGAAAAGUUACCUUUUGUAGUGUUUGCUCACAAUUCGCUUGUACAUUCAAGUACUACUGUAUCACCGCACUCCGUUAUAUUCGGCCAAGAACCACAAUUUCCAACCAAAUGGAAUCAAAACUUAGUUUUGCCAUCAUUAAAAUAUCUGGACGCACCAACAUACAAAGAUAUGGUAGCACAAAGACUAAAAGAUACAAUCGAUUUUGUUGGUCCUAUACUAUCAAAAACCAGAGAGAAGUACCAAAGUCAACAACAUGAAAGAGACGGCGUUUACGUUGACAAAUACAAAGUAAACGAUUUAGUAUUCAUAGAUGAAAAACAUUUUCCGAACGAGUCAAAUAACAGAAAACUCCAAAAAUUUCGAUUCGGUCCCUACCAUAUUGUAGAUACUUCAACAACAAUGGCAUUAUUAGCUUGUACUGAAAACCCCUUCCAGUGGUUUUGGAGAAAGAAAAGUACUCUGUGCCCUUGUCCUCAAGACUUCGACAUGAAGAACUUCGUCCGCCAUCCAUUCCACCCAGAAUAUAACCCCAAACCCCCGUAUCCAGCACCAACUUCCGCACCUCACCAUUACAACUUAAGGCCAAGAACAGUACAGGAUCAAUCGUAGGUUGUUUCAUUUUUUUUUCGUUUUGUUUCUUUUCUUUUCUCUUUUUAUUUUUUUCCUUCUUAUUAUUUCCUUUUAAAAAAAAUAUUUAUUUCUUUUCACCUUAUUUUUUUUGUUUUUUUCUUUUAUUUUUACCGUCGGGCCGCCGUUUCUUAACGGAGGGGGAGCCCUUUUAGGCUUAUUUUCAGAAUGAUUCCGGGACGUCAUCACAAUGGAGAUAGGCGAGUUGGGCCACGCUCGGGACACGUGAUAAAUCGAACGGUUAUGCAAAUUGGCGUUCUCUCUCUUCCUCGGAUAAAACGCACGCGUGGCAGUCAGUCAAUUGCAACGUACGUCUCCUGACCGGUCGGUCUCAUCAUCCGCUCCGAUUGAUACUCGACAUAAUAUCUUGUGGUUGGUAAUAAACAUAUAUAUUGUAUUAUUGUCUCGGAUAUUAUUGUCACAACUGCUCUGAAACUUUAAAUUUUUAAAUACGCCAAUCUUACUGAAUCAAAAAUAAGAUUAAAAAAACUAUCUGCGCCAUUCUUUAUGCAACAAAAAAUCAUUUUUUUAAAAAUUUCAAAUAUUGACUUCAAAUUUCAACUUUUUUAAAAAAUCCAAAACUCACGUUGAAGAUCCGCAGCAGGUCACUGUACCAACCGUGAAUGUCACCACAAAUAUCGACCGGUGCAUUCAGCUCAAUCAACGGCUCCUUUGAAACGAGCACGGCUAGCUCCAGAAGCUGAAAGAUGGUUGUGGGAUCGUAGUCCUAUGGCUUGGCCCCUGCCAGCAAAGGAUGCUUGA
Molecule: messenger RNA, 3874 nt
Organism: Bursaphelenchus okinawaensis
Lineage: Eukaryota; Metazoa; Nematoda; Chromadorea; Rhabditida; Aphelenchoididae
Source: the annotation of a GenBank genome assembly